Molecule: messenger RNA, 957 nt
Organism: Zingiber officinale
Lineage: Eukaryota; Viridiplantae; Streptophyta; Magnoliopsida; Zingiberales; Zingiberaceae
Product: chalcone isomerase-like protein 1
Exons: 4
Coding region: 27-725 (232 amino acids)
Molecular function (GO): intramolecular lyase activity
Source: RefSeq, a predicted model, not a curated record
UGCCUUCCCUCACUACUCCCACAACAAUGGAAGCUGAGCUGGUUCAAGAAGAAACCAGAGAGGAGAAUGAGCAGAAAACGGCAGGAGAUGAGGCUGCAACAAAGCUAACAAUGGAGAAGGAGAAGGAUGGUAUGGAAGUGGAGCCCAAAACUGGUGUCCCAUUCCCUGUCAAGCUGCCUAAUGGCAUGCAGCUGCAAGCCACUGGGUUGAGGAGAAAGAAGAUUCUGGGAUUUGGAUUAAACAUCUAUGCCUUCGGAAUUUAUGGUGACAUUGCAGGGUUGAAGCAACUGCUAAGGCCCAAACAUGGGGAGGCGACAGAGAUGGCCACAAAGGAAAUGUAUGAAUCAGUGAUCAACAGUGAUGUUGGCAUGGUUGUGAGGCUGGUGAUAGUCUUUGGUGGCCUCACCAUGAGCCUUGUGAAGAAGAACUUUGAUGAAGGACUUGGAGCAUCACUAAAGAAGCUCACCAGCGAUCGAACCGAUGAGGAACUAAUAACUAUGGUUCUGGGAGCUGCGAAGGAUAGCAUGAAGUUGCCUGCUGGAACAGUCAUCGAAAUCACUAGGUUCCCUGAUUAUGUGCUGCAAACAAAAGUGACAGAUGAGUUGGUGAGCAAGGUGAAGAAUGAAUUGUUGUGCAGGGCAUUCUUUCACAUGUACUUAGGAGAUGAUGCAUUUGAUAAAGAGGCCAAGGAAAAAUUUGGAGCAUCCCUUCUCUCUCUCUUUUGAGACCAUAAUGUUAAAUUACUGGAUCUAUUAAUGGAGUUGGAGAUCAUUGAGGAUAAAUAAUUUUAAUGGGCAAAAUAUCUCUUAAUUUAUUUGCCUAUAUCUAACCGAGGUACCAGCAAUACUGGGCCCACCUGGAGGAGCAUUAUCAUAUUUUGCUCCAAUAUAUAUAUCUUGAGAUUGUUGUUGAUAAUAAUGAUCCACUCAAUUAUAAAUAAGAUAAUAUUUAAAAUUA